GGGGGGAGAGAGUGGUGGUGGUGGGGGGGCAACGCAGGAGCAGCCACAAGCCGCCCGCCCGCUUCACCCAUCGAGUCUCCGCCGGCUCUUGCGAAGGAUGGGAAACGCUGCGACAGCCAAAAAAGGCAACGAGAUCGAGAGCGAGACCUUUGUGAAAGAGUUCUUAGCAAAAGCCAAAGAAGAUUUCUUGAGAAAAUGGGAAAGUCCACCACAGAACACUGCAGGCCUAGAUGAUUUUGAAAGGCAAAAAACACUUGGAACGGGUUCUUUUGGAAGAGUUAUGUUGGUGAAACAUAAAGGCACGGAACAGUACUACGCCAUGAAGAUACUGGAUAAACAAAAAGUCGUCAAACUGAAGCAAAUAGAACACACACUCAAUGAGAAGAGAAUAUUGCAAGCAGUCAAUUUCCCAUUUCUGGUGAAGUUGGAGUAUUCCUUCAAGGACAACUCUAAUUUAUAUAUGGUAAUGGAGUACGUGCCAGGGGGUGAAAUGUUUUCGCAUCUUAGAAGAAUUGGAAGGUUCAGUGAACCUCAUGCACGAUUUUAUGCAGCCCAGAUAGUCUUGACUUUUGAGUACCUCCAUUCAUUAGACCUCAUCUACAGAGACCUGAAGCCCGAAAACCUUUUAAUUGACCAACAGGGGUAUAUCCAGGUCACCGAUUUUGGUUUUGCAAAAAGGGUAAAGGGCAGAACUUGGACACUUUGCGGAACUCCAGAAUACUUGGCACCAGAGAUUAUUCUCAGCAAGGGCUAUAACAAAGCGGUGGACUGGUGGGCAUUGGGCGUUCUAAUCUAUGAAAUGGCGGCUGGCUACCCUCCAUUCUUCGCAGACCAGCCGAUACAGAUCUACGAAAAGAUCGUCUCUGGAAAGGUACGGUUCCCUUCUCACUUCAGUUCAGACCUGAAAGACCUGCUGCGGAACUUGCUGCAGGUGGAUCUGACCAAACGAUAUGGGAAUCUCAAAAACGGUGUGAACGACAUCAAGAACCACAAAUGGUUUGCCACCACGGACUGGAUUGCCAUUUACCAGAGGAAGGUGGAAGCUCCGUUCAUCCCCAAGUGUCGGGGCCCGGGCGACACCAGCAACUUCGACGACUACGAAGAGGAGGACAUCCGUGUGUCUUUAACCGAGAAAUGCGCAAAAGAAUUUGCUGAUUUUUAGAGAGAAAAGAGAACGAGACCAUCAGGGCUAUUGGGAUCUCCGUACUGUGCUAACAGAUGGGGUGGAGCUGACACCAUCUUACUCAUCGAAACAAUUACCCAGUUUCUUCAUUCCACAAGCCUGAGAUCCCCACUUGCCAUAUAGUUCAUGUGCACAGUUGCACAGCCCACUUACUCACACACACACACGCGCACACGCACACACACACGCGCACACA
Messenger RNA from Amblyraja radiata (thorny skate), 1379 nucleotides. RefSeq names its product cAMP-dependent protein kinase catalytic subunit beta. The coding region runs from base 98 to 1162 and encodes 354 amino acids. Gene Ontology annotation, biological process: protein phosphorylation. NCBI's taxonomy places the organism in Eukaryota, Metazoa, Chordata, Chondrichthyes, Rajiformes, Rajidae. The transcript has 11 exons. The record is from RefSeq and is a predicted model, not a curated record. Gene Ontology annotation, cellular component: cytosol; nucleus; cAMP-dependent protein kinase complex. Gene Ontology annotation, molecular function: ATP binding; cAMP-dependent protein kinase activity.